Molecule: messenger RNA, 1702 nt
Organism: Ostreococcus tauri
Lineage: Eukaryota; Viridiplantae; Chlorophyta; Mamiellophyceae; Mamiellales; Bathycoccaceae
Product: Two pore domain potassium channel domain
Exons: 2
Source: RefSeq, a predicted model, not a curated record
AUGGGGCUCGGUGACGUGGCGUACAGGGCGGCGAACGUCGCGAUCGAGCUCGAACGGCGGACGAAACGAUGCGAGGCGUUGGAAAAACUGUGUCGGCAUCUGCAGAGCGCGCUCGAGCUCGCGGAGACGCGAGGGAGGGAGACGGCGGCGACGCUCACGGCGAUGGUCGAGGCGGAACGGGCGCGAGGGGAGAUUCGCGAUCGGGAGGUGGCGUUGUUAGAGGAGCGGGCGGCGGCGAUGACGAAGCGGGCGAGCGACGAGGACGCGAUCGAGAGACGAUUGAAGGAGUACGGAGAAGCGAUAGAGUCGUAUGAAAAGGUGAUCGCGAGUGAGCGUGAGGAGGAGGGUAAGGAAAGGUGUUACGAUUCUCCGUUUAGUUGCCUUUCUCAUACUUUUGUCGCACUGGACGACAUGAGCGGAGAGAGCGGACAAAAGAGCCACAUGUACGUAGCGUCGCUAUUUUGGGCGGUGCAAACGCUAACCACGGUGGGUUACGGUAAUGUCGUGCCAACGACGGUGGCCGAGCGAGUCGUCGCGAUCCUAGUCAUGAUUACCGGUGGGUUUGUGUUUUCCGCCAUCAUCUCUGGCGUGAACAUGACGAUGGAUGAGGAUUCGCCAGGCAACCGCUUUGCGGUUCUCAUGAACCACGUGAGAGAACUGCUCGCGGAAAACAAGAUGCCUAGUGGGUUACAAUCUCGCGUGCGGUCACACUAUAAGUCAUCUGCGAAACCAGCCAAGUUGGUGAAUCGCGACAUCAUUAAACCCCUUCCAGAAGCGAUUCGCGCCGACGUCAACUUUUACAUUUAUGGCAAGCCGAUGGUGACCGGUCUAACAGCGAGCGGGACUGUGGAGCCCGAUUCGAUCGUCAUAGAGAUUCUCUGUCGCACGAUGGACACUAAAAUGUUCGCUCGUGGCUCCAGGAUGUGUUAUCCGUAUGAAUUGGCUGAGAGGAUGCUCAUCACGCUGACAGGCAGGGUGACGUAUUCUCCUGAUGAACAGAGUGGAUUUCAUCACGCCGAUGUGAUGAGAAUCAAACGCAAACGUCUGCGUGAUCAACAGAUAGAGAUCGCGGAGGAGAAAGGGCUACUCAGAGGCCCUGGGACGCUUUUGAAUCCUGGACUACUGUCUGGUUUCCACAAGGGAAUAUUGUGCGCCAUGCCGUUUGAUAAGUACGUCGAGGCGCUCGUCUUGGAUCACGGUGCUUUUUACGACAUGUGUUCACAACAUCAGCCUAAUCUGCUGCGAAACUUCGAAGACGAGUUUUUUGCAUCACUAUCGCGGUUGAAUAGGCCAAAGAUGGCUCGCGUCGCGUUGAGUGAGUGUGAUAGACGAGCGCUACUGCAUCCCGAGACGCGAAACGUUGCCGAAAAUUGGCGCGAGUUGCUCGAAAAGGAGCGAAAAGAGCAGGAUGAAAAACGAGCAGAGAGAGAGAAGGCGGGCGUGAUGGGACUCGUCAACAAAGGUGGAUUAGAGGCGAUCGAUUCCAAGGCAAUGUCGGGAGGUGGGACGCCUGGAGCGACGAUGGGCGCGAUCAAACUCGCCAUGCAGCAGAUGCACGCAGACAUCGUCAACGUCUCCGAGCAAAUCGCCGAGGUGAUGGUUGAGGUGAAGAAAGUUGGCUCGAUGGGAGAGGAGAGCGCCCUGAACACGUCUCAAAUCGUCAUGAGCGCCGACGCAAUCGAGAAGAAGCAAAUAAAUAUGG